ACAAAGAGUAGUUUCCGUUUCCAGUCAUCAUAUUUUGACAUGCAUGCGAUGUAAUAGUUAACGUUAGUUCUUAUGGUACGUUUAUCCGUUAACAUAUCGCAAUAACAUGGGUAUUUGAGCGAAUAACAUUACAUUCCUUUAUGCAGUUGUGGCCACUAUAUAUAGUCUACUUCUUGAGUGCUGUAAGUUACUGGGCAUGAUUAAUUCUAGCUAGCUAAUAACCUUCCUACGUAGCGCUCAAGUCAGCGCCAGUCAGUGUGUAAUCAUGGCAGGACUGUAUCGAGCUCUUCUAACAUCUGCCUCCAGUGUCACAAAGAAUCUGACCCAAGUCUCGUCAUGUCGCACUAAAUUCACUAAGAGUCGCGUUCCUGCACAGGUAUUUGAGGAACGAGCGAAAGAACAUGACAUGUAUGGUGGUGAUCCAGAACAUCCACAUAAACUGCACAUAGUAACACGAGUUAAAAGCACGAUGAGACGACCCUAUUGGGAAAAGAAGGUUGUAAAGAGUUUGGGGCUUAUGAAGGCACAUGAAUCCCGUGUCCACAAGAACACCCCAUCAGUGAACAAUCUACUCAAAAUCAUUAAGCACCUCGUUAGGAUUGAGCCUCUCAGGCUCCCCUAUGGAUUACCUGCUGAUGAGGACAUGGCUAACACUUAUCUGAAUAACAGAGGGGAACUGGCUGUGAACCGUCUCCUGAAACCACUUGAGCAGAAAGCUAUUGAGUCAUAUAAGUUUUGUUGUUUAAUAAAGAUUUGAAUACCAA
This is a messenger RNA of Cyprinus carpio (common carp), 764 nucleotides long. Its product is annotated as 39S ribosomal protein L30, mitochondrial-like. Gene Ontology annotation, biological process: translation. NCBI's taxonomy places the organism in Eukaryota, Metazoa, Chordata, Actinopteri, Cypriniformes, Cyprinidae. Gene Ontology annotation, molecular function: structural constituent of ribosome. The record is from RefSeq and is a predicted model, not a curated record. Gene Ontology annotation, cellular component: large ribosomal subunit; mitochondrion. The coding region runs from base 266 to 757 and encodes 163 amino acids. The transcript has 5 exons.